AUGACUUUUGUGUACGCAAAGUGUUCAUCUCUAGAUAGAUUAGAACUGUGGGAUAAUCUAUACUACCUUGCUGCUGAUAUGGAGCUACCUUGGGUGAUUGGAGGGGAUUUCAAUGUGGUUCUUCAUGAGGAUGAAAAAAUAGGAGGACUUCUAGUAUAUCCACCAGAGGUUGAAGACUUUUCCUUCUUUGUUAAUUCUUGUGGUUUGUUUGACACUGACUACAAAGGAAGCCCUUUCACAUGGUGGAAUAGAAGAUCAAAUGAAGAAUGCAUAUUCAACAGGCUGGAUAAGAUCUUUGUCAAUCAACCUUUUCAGAUUCUAUUCCCAAAUAUUGAGGCAGAACACCUUAUAAGAACAGGGUCUGACCAUGCACCUUUGCUGAUGAAUUGUAGGGAAGAGGCUCAACAGUCUGUUAAACCCUUUAAGUUUCUCAACUUUUGGACUACUCAUACCACUUUCACUGAUGUUGUAAAACAGAAUUGGGUAGCAGACUUUGUUAGAGAUCCCUUUCUAAUGUUCAAACAGAAACUGAAGAGAGUGAAAACUGCUUUAUCCCAUUGGAGUAAACUGACCUUUGGUGACAUCUUCAAACAGCUUGCCAUUAGGGAAGACAUUGUCAGGAUUAAGGAGAUGCUUUUUGAAGAGGAACUAACAAUUGAGAAUAGAAUUGUACUACAACAGGCACAAGUAGAAUUGAAGAAGUAUCUUAGCUUUGAGGAGCAGUUUUGGAAGCAAAAGGCAAGCAUGACUUGGUUUGCUGAAGUUGAUUUUUUCCACAAACAUUUCACACAAGAAGGGGAACUUGCAUCCUUUGAAUUACUUAACAAUGUUCCAACUAUGGUAACCAUGGAACAAAAUAUGGAGCUUUGCAGAUUUCCUACAAUUAAAGAGGUGAAUGGUGCAGUUUUUGCAUUAGGUGGAGAAAGUGCCAGUGGACCUGACGGUUUUACUGGACUAUUUUACCAAAGCUGUUGGGACAUUGUAGGGGAGGACAUCUUCAACAUGCUACAACAGUUUUAUGUUGGUGCAUCACUACCAAAAUCAAUCACACAUACUAACCUUGUGUUGCUACCAAAGAAACCACAAGUCCAAACAUUUUAUGAUUUAAGACCUAUAAGUCUUAGCAACUUUAUCAAUAAGGUUAUUUUUAGGGUACUGCAUGACAGAUUAGAAACCAUAUUGCCUUCACUAAUUUCCUCAAACCAGUCAGGAUUUGUGAAGGGGAGAAGCAUAUUUGAAAACAUUUUGCUUACACAUGAAAUAAUUACUGAUAUACGGCUGAGAUGGAAACCUGCUAAUGUUGUGAUUAAGAUUGACAUGGCAAAGGCCUAUGAUAUGGGUGUAACACAUUUGGCAUAUGCUGAUGAUACAAUAAUCUUCACCUCUGCUGACAUAUACUCUUUGAAUAAAAUUGUUGAGGACAAAUAUUUCAAAGUGUUGGUUCAAUCACUGGAUUUCAAAGAGAUUCUUUUGGAGUACAAAAGAAUAGGGCAGGAGCAGACACUGGACAAAAUGGCAGAAUCUCUGCCUUUCAAAGGAGGAGGGGGGAAUUGGUUUCAGAUCCUUGUUUGA
Molecule: messenger RNA, 1572 nt
Organism: Nicotiana tabacum (common tobacco)
Lineage: Eukaryota; Viridiplantae; Streptophyta; Magnoliopsida; Solanales; Solanaceae
Source: RefSeq, a predicted model, not a curated record